CUUUACUGGUCUGCAAAACAUCGUACACCACGAAGAAAGACAACCUACAUGACUUUGGCAUUCUGAAAAUUUCCCGAGGAAAAUCCCAAUUCUCUUCUGUGAGUAUGAAAUCGUUAUAGCUGAAUCAAACCCAUUAAUAGUCUUGGCUUAUGUUUCAGUUUGAUAUCUCGUCAACGAUUGCAUUUUGUAGGAGUUGGUAUUAUAUUAUCUAGGGAGUAACCGAAAGUUAGGAGAUUUCUUCGUGCCAUGCUCGUCUAGGGAGUAACCGAAUAUAUACAGGCGUUGUAUGAAUAUUGGUCCUCUUUGAUUUGGUUCUUGCUGAAUCAGAUGUUUCUGUUUCUGGGUAUUUCUGUAUUAUGACAUAGAUUUUGGGUUUUUAAUUGUGCUGAUAUUCCUCGUUUUUCCAGCUGGGUCUGGUUUUUGUAAUCAUCGCCUGAUUUGUCUCCAUCUCCCUGCCCCUCCUCUGGGCAAUUCCCAUUUUCCCAUAUAUCCCUGGUUCGUGUUCCUUUAACAUUUAUUUUAUGAAGUUUAUCAGACACCCUUUUCAUUCAAUCUUAUUUACUUGACUAGCAGUUAGUACAUGAUAGUAUCUAAUUUACUGGGUUUCUGAGGGAAUUCUGUUCAUUGAAACAAAUAUUGUUGGGGAUUUGUUGAUCUGGGGGGGUAAUUGUUCUGGGUGGUUUUAAUUGGGAGCUGCAUUUCUUGUUGGCAUCCGAAGUCAGAAAAGUAAAAUUUUCUUGUUUGUCAAUGGCCUUGGUCUCCUUGAUUUGAAUUUGGGCUUCACUUUGAAAAAGUACUAGUUUCAUAGAAAGAAAUGAAAACUGGCAGAAGGAGGAAGUUGAAUUUUAGCAAGCUCUACUCAUUCAGAUGUGGGAGAGCAUCUUUUUCGAAAGAUGAUCAUUCAGAGAUUGGGGGGCCUGGAUUUUCUAGGGUGGUUUAUUGCAAUGAACCAGGUAUUUUUGAGGCUGCGAUUCGCCAUUAUGCUGCCAAUUCCGUUAGGAGCACAAAGUACACAGCAACAAGUUUCUUCCCAAAGGCCUUGUUUGAGCAGUUUAGGAGAGUGGCCAAUUUUUACUUCCUUGUCACAGGCUCCUUGGCCUUCACUCCACUUGCUCCUUAUACUGCCGUCAGUGCUAUCCUACCUCUAUUUGUUGUGAUCGGGGCCACCAUGAUCAAGGAAGGUAUUGAGGAUUGGAGACGGAAACAGCAGGAUAUUGAGGUGAACAAUAGAAAGGUUAAAGUGCAUGCCGGUGGUGGAGUUUUUGAGCAUACUGAAUGGAAGAAUCUCAAAGUAGGAGAUAUAGUGAAGGUGGAGAAGGACGGGUUCUUUCCAGCAGAUCUUCUCUUGCUUUCAUCCUGUUAUGAGGAUUCAAUCUGUUAUGUGGAAACAAUGAACCUUGACGGGGAAACAAAUUUGAAACUAAAACAAGCACUAGAGGUCACUUCAUUUUUACAUGAGGAUUCCAAGUUUAGCAAUUUUAAGGCCCUUGUUAGAUGCGAAGACCCAAAUGCAAAUUUGUACUAUUUUGUUGGAAGUAUGGAAUUUGAAGAGCAAAAGCAUUCCCUAACUCCUCAGCAACUUCUCCUUAGAGAUUCCAAACUCCGUAAUACUGAAUACAUAUAUGGAGCUGUUAUCUUCACUGGUCAUGAUACGAAGGUUAUUCAAAACUCUACCGACCCCCCUUCAAAGAGAAGCAAAAUCGAGAGGAAAAUGGAUAAGAUCAUCUACUUCUUAUUCGGUGUCUUAUUUACAAUAGCUUUUAUUGGAUCAAUUUACUUUGGCAUUACAACAGGGGAUGACCUUGAAAACGGAAUUAUGAAAAGAUGGUAUUUAAGACCCAAUGAUUCUACGGUAUACUUUGAUCCCAAAAGAGCCCAAGUGGCUGCGAUUUAUCACUUUCUGACGGCCGUGAUGUUAUAUGCUUAUUUGAUCCCGAUCUCUUUGUAUGUCUCAAUUGAGAUCGUCAAAGUUCUCCAAAGUGUCUUUAUCAAUCGAGAUAUUUAUAUGUAUUAUGAAGAAGCUGACCAACCUGCUCGUGCAUGCACAUCAAAUUUAACUGAGGAACUUGGCCAAGUUGACACAAUACUUUCUGAUAAGACAGGAACAUUAACUUCUAAUUCAAUGGAGUUUGUUAAGUGCUCUAUCGCUGGGACGGCCUAUGGCCGUGGUGUUACAGAUUCUUCUGAUGCAAAACCCCUCAUUAAGGGCUUCAAUUUUGAGGAUAGAAGGAUCAUGAAUGGGAAUUGGGUGAAUGAACCCUGUUCGGAUGUCCUACAAAAGUUUCUUCGUUUACUAGCGAUUUGUCACACUGCCAUACCUGAAGUGGAUGAAGACACCGGUAAGGUGUCGUAUGAAGCUGAGUCACCAGAUGAGGCGGCUUUUGUGAUUGCAGCAAGAGAACUUGGUUUUGAAUUCUAUGAAAGGACUCAAACAAGUGUCUCAUUGCAUGAGUUGGAUCCUGCGUCUGGCAAAAAAGUUGAAAGGUUGUAUAAACUUCUAAAUGUUUUAGAAUUUAAUAGCUCAAGAAAGCGGAUGUCUGUAAUAGUAAGGGAUGAGGAUGGAAAGCUAUUAUUACUCUGUAAAGGUGCUGACAGUGUCAUGUUUGAAAGGCUGGCCAAAAAUGGAAGGGAGUUUCAAGACGAAACCAGGGAACAUGUAAAUGAAUAUGCUGAUGCAGGCUUGAGGACCUUAAUGCUUGCUUGUCGGGAACUCAAUGAGGAAGAGUAUGAUGAGUUCAAUGGCAAGUUUGCAGAGGCAAAGAAUUCUGUCAGUGCAGAUCGGGAAGCAUUGAUCGAUGAAGUGGUCGAGAAGAUUGAGAAGGAUUUGUCUCUUCUUGGUGCAACAGCGGUUGAAGACAAACUUCAAAAUGGGGUUCCUGAGUGUAUUGACAAGCUUGCCCAAGCAGGAAUAAAAUUAUGGGUUUUAACUGGAGAUAAGAUGGAGACAGCCAUCAAUAUUGGUUUCGCGUGUAGUUUACUGAGACAAGGAAUGACACAGAUAAUAAUAAACUUGGAGACACCAGAAAUUAGAUCUCUAGAGAAAGCAGGAGAGAAGGAUGCCAUUGCCAAGACUUCAAAGAAGAGUGUUCGCGACCAGAUAAGUAAAGGGAAGGCUCAACUUACUGCAUCAAAAGGAAGCUCUCAUGGAUUUGCUUUGAUCAUCGAUGGUACAUCACUUGUAUACGCGCUAGAGGAUGACAUGAAAAAUCUAUUUUUAGAACUUGCAGUUGGCUGCGCAUCUGUUAUUUGCUGCCGUUCAUCACCGAAACAGAAGGCAAUGGUCACUAGGCUUGUUAAAGAGGGAACUGGAAAAACAACAUUAGCGAUUGGUGACGGUGCCAAUGAUGUGGGAAUGCUUCAAGAAGCUGAUAUUGGUGUUGGAAUCAGUGGGGCUGAAGGAAUGCAGGCUGUCAUGUCAAGUGAUAUUGCAAUUGCUCAGUUCAGAUUUUUGGAGCGGUUGCUACUGGUGCAUGGGCAUUGGUGUUACAGAAGGAUCUCGUCCAUGAUAUGCUACUUCUUCUAUAAGGAUGUCACGUUUGGUGCCACGGUUUUCCUAUACGAGGCACAUGCGUCUUUCUCCGGGCAACCUGCAUACAAUGAUUGGUUUUUGUCAUUGUACAAUGUUGUCUUCACAUCACUUCCCGUGGUUGCUUUAGGCGUUUUUGACCAGGAUGUAUCUGCUCGGCUUUGUCUCAAGUUUCCUUUACUUUACCAAGAAGGUGUUAAGAAUAUCCUCUUCAGCUGGCAUCGAAUACUAGGUUGGAUGUUCAAUGGGCUUUGUAGCGCUACCAUCAUCUUCUUCCUCUGCAUAAAAACAUUGGACCCCCAGGCCUUCAACAGUAAUGGAAAAGUCGCAGGGUAUCAAAUCGUGGGGGCCACAAUGUACACUUGCGUUGUUUGCGUGGUGAGUUGCCAGAUGGCCCUCGCAAUUAGCUACUUCACCUUGAUCCAACAUUUGGUGGUGUGGGGCGGAAUAGCUUUCUGGUUGCUUUUCCUACUGGUAUAUGGAUUCAUGCCUCCUAGGGUUUCCACCACAGCUUACAAAGUCUUGGUUGAGAGCCUUUUCCCAUCACCCUUAUUCUGGUUAUCCACACUCUUUGUGGUGAUAUCAGCACUGAUCCCUUACUACUCAUAUUCAGCAAUUCAGAUGAGGUUCUUCCCUUUGUACCAUGAGAAGAUACAGUGGUUAAGUCUUGAGGGCCAAUCAGAUGACCCUAAAUAUAGCGAUAUAGUGCAUCAGGGAUCGAUAAGGCUCACGAAUGUGAGGCCCAAAGCAAGCAUGGCAGUGGGGAACAACAGCACAGAAGAUAGGAUUCGCAAUCAGACAAUAAAUGAAGGGAACUGACUGUUGAGAGUAGAUAUCGAUGUACAGAACCAUACUGUCAGGAUAACCAUAUGUUUGGAGAGGAAAAUAUUAGCUGAAGACUGCAGAGCCUUAGUAAUUUUUGAUUCUUGCCCUUCUGAGGCACCAGUAUUUCUGGUAUUUACAUCAUAUAACCUGAGAAGUUGAUUAUACUUGUGGACUCUGCUGUUGUUGCUUCCCCUCGUCUUGUUUUCCUUUAAAUAUAGUAAAGAGAGAAUUUCUUGUCAAA
Molecule: messenger RNA, 4592 nt
Organism: Rhododendron vialii
Lineage: Eukaryota; Viridiplantae; Streptophyta; Magnoliopsida; Ericales; Ericaceae
Product: putative phospholipid-transporting ATPase 9
Exons: 11
Coding region: 815-4345 (1176 amino acids)
Biological process (GO): phospholipid translocation
Cellular component (GO): plasma membrane
Molecular function (GO): ATPase-coupled intramembrane lipid carrier activity; ATP hydrolysis activity; magnesium ion binding
Source: RefSeq, a predicted model, not a curated record